Funneliformis caledonium is the source of this 654-nucleotide messenger RNA. NCBI's taxonomy places the organism in Eukaryota, Fungi, Glomeromycota, Glomeromycetes, Glomerales, Glomeraceae. The record is from the annotation of a GenBank genome assembly.
AUGAAUUAUUCAAAUAAUCAUUUCGUUCGUAGAAACUCUAUAAUUAACAAUACUGAAGACGACGGGUCGUCUUCUUACAAUGAUUAUCUUCCUCACAAGUUGUGUCCCGCAGGCGGAUUACAUGAUUUCGAGAAAGAGUGGUUAUUUGAAGAUUAUCUGACAGCAUGUCUUUGUUGUCCUUGUUAUUUAUUUAAAGAAUGUUGUUUCGGGUACUUUAAUAGAAAUCCUUUGGGUGACGGUUAUAAUGGCGUGGGUUGUAGACCAACAGGACCGGGAAUAUGUUCAAAAUGUAAACAAUCCGAGCAACAGGCAAAAGAUUCUUAUGCACUUCGACAAUUUCAAGCUCAUACAGGCGCAGGCGUGCAUACAUCGUCACCGCCACGCGUGCAGGCACCCGUGCAAUACGAUGUUACUCAUCAAAUGGUAUACCGUCCUCAAAUGACAUUUGCUCCCCAAACUCAAAUCCAUCCUUCAACGAUAUUUAAUCCUAACGGCGAUGGUCGAAAUCUUCUUAAUAAUCUUAGUAGUACUUCGCAUGAUCAAUCUAUAUAUCCCAGCAGUGGACAAUUCAUAAAUUACAGUCAAUUUCAGAAUAAUCGUGUUAUGGGUCCAAAUUUUGAUAACAGGAAUUAUCAUCAUAAUUAUUUAUCCUAG